Messenger RNA from Brachypodium distachyon (stiff brome), 5613 nucleotides. Its product is annotated as protein NETWORKED 1B. The transcript has 7 exons. Gene Ontology annotation, molecular function: actin filament binding. NCBI's taxonomy places the organism in Eukaryota, Viridiplantae, Streptophyta, Magnoliopsida, Poales, Poaceae. Gene Ontology annotation, cellular component: plasma membrane. The record is from RefSeq and is a predicted model, not a curated record. The coding region runs from base 749 to 5386 and encodes 1545 amino acids.
CUUUCCUCCUUCCCUUCCCCACACCACACUGCUACUCCCUCUGGUCCUCCAUCAUUGCAUUCACUCCUGCUGCCCAGGAGAGAGCUCCAAGAAGCAGAAGCACACACACUCUCUCCCUCUCUCUUGGAUGCACGGUCUUCGUCAUCAUGGGAUUCUGAGGACGACGAUGACCUAAAGUAGGGGCUGUGGUAGGAUGGGGAGCAGCUGGAUCUCUUAAUUUCUUGGGUUGGCGGCAGCUGCCGAGGGAGGAACGGAAACAGGAAAGAUCCACCCAACCCAGAGAUCUUCUGUUCCAAGGCAAGGACAAAUUUUCUCCCAUUGUUUGUGUGGGUGUUCUUCUUACUAUUGUUAGCCGGGGGCUCUGCUGCUGUUCUAUUUCCUGGCCAUUUCCUUCUCGUGUUCCUCGUGCGUGCUUUGGUUUUCUGCCGUCUAAAUUAUCUCUUCCAGAACAUACCUAGCAACUGCCCGUCGUUUCCUGCCCAAAAAGAACUGCGGUUUUGGUUUGGGAUGGUUUUGGUUUUGGGUCACUGCGCGUGCGCGGAUUGCUUCUGGAUGCAGAAGCUUUUCGAUCUCUUGCCGGCGCCCUUCAUGUGACGGCGCGAGGAUCCUGCGCUCUGCCUCUUUAGGAAAAAUGCGGCGAUUCCUCCCCUAUCGUGGUAGUUUGCUGGCAGUAGAUCUUCAUGUAGGUUAACUUCCUGUUGCUUUGCUCGAGGACUGUUAUUCUGUUCCGUUCUCUUGGUUGGCCUUCAUGGCGAGGAUGUCGCCAAACAAUCCGAUGCGCAAGUACUCAUGGUGGUGGGAUAGUCAUAUCUGCCCGAAAAACUCCAAAUGGCUCCAGGAAAAUCUCACAGAUACGGAUAGCAAAAUCAAAGUCAUGAUCAAGAUCAUUGAUGAGGACGCUGACUCGUUUGCAAGAAGAGCAGAAAUGUACUACAAAAGGCGCCCAGAGUUGAUGUCCUUGCUUGAGGAGUUAUACCGUGCUUACCGAGCUUUAGCUGAAAGAUACGAUCAUGCAGCUGGGGAACUCCGACAGGCUCAUCGAAAGAUGGCAGAAGCAUUUCCAGAUGAAUACCAGCUAGAUUUGGAUGAUGACCUACCAUCUGAAACUGCAUCAUCUGAAACUGACGCCGAAACUCGUGACAUGACACCAUUUUUCAGGUCUUUCAUCAACACGGGCGAUUCAAAAAAGCGUAAUAAAGAUGACCAGGACCAUGAGAAGCUACAGAAAGAAAUUUCAAGCUUGUCACAGGAAAAUCAAGACCUUAAAAAGAAGAUUUCGUCAGUGCUAGAAAAGAGUGAAAGUGCUGAAUCUGAAGUUCGAUGCCUCAAGGAGGCCCUUGCACAACAAGGGUCAGAGAAAGAGGCCGCGGUUUCACAAUGCAAGCAGUCCAGUGACAGGUUACAAAACCUCAAGUCUGAAAUAUUACUUACACAGGAGGAAUUCAGGAAGCUGAAAGAGGAGAUGCAAAACGGACUGCAGAACUUGAGCACUGCAGAGGAACAGUGUCUUCUGCUUGAGAGGGCUAAUCAGGAUUUGCAUUUGGAGCUAGAUAAGCUGAAGUAUGCUUCCAAAGAGAAGCAUGAAGAGCUUAAUGGGAAAUACAUUGAGCUGGAAAAGCUUAGCGUCUCUAUACAAGAGGAGCAACUGAAGAGCAUGCAAGCUGAAAUGGCACGGCUGUCUUUAGAGAAGCAAUUGGCCCAAGUGCAGGAGAAGCUAAGACUUCUGUCUCUUGAAAAGCAUGGUGAAGCAAGUAAGUUUAAGGACAUAGAAGCAAACAAACUUAUGCUUCAGAAAGAACUGGAGAAGAUUCGAGAAGAAAAUCAGAAACUGGAUGAUCAAAAUCACACCUCUACAUCUGUGAUUGUUCGUCUGCAGGAUGAGAUAAUUUCCUUGAAGAAUGCACAACGGCACCUCGAGGAAGAGGUGUCUCGGCAUGUGGAGGAAAAGAAAGUACUUCAGCAUGAGCUUUCACACAUAAAGAAUGAUAGGGGUGAUGUCGAGAGGAAGCACUUUUCCAUCAAAGAGCAAAUACAAGUGGUUAAUUUCAAUGUGGAAUCACUCCAAGCACUUGCACAAGAAAUGAGGGAUGGAAAUGUUGAGCUAAAGGAGACCAUCAAGAACCAUGAUGGUGUGAAAGCGCUGUAUGUUGAGAAUCUUAUGCAGCUGGAGAGAACGUUGGAGAAAAAUGCUCAUUUGGAGAGAUCUUUGUCAGCUGCUGCUACUGAGGUUGCAGGAUUGAGAGAGAACAAGAUUGCACUGGAAGAAUCUUGCAAGCACCUUAACUCCAAGAUUAGUGGCCACCAAUCUGAGCGAACCAUGUUUAUUACUCGGAUUGAGGGUAUUUCUCGUACCAUGGAGAAGCUAUCAGAGAAUAACGUGUUCUUGGAAAAUUUGUUGUCCGAAAACAGUACCGAGCUUGAGAUACAUAGAAGGAAGCUGAAAGACUUGGAAGAGUCUGCACAGGCACUCCGAAAUCAGAAUUCUGUACUUCGAUCUGACAAGAGAACUCUUGUGCAUGAGGUUGAUAGCAUGAAUGGUGCUCUACUUGAUCUGGAAACCCAGUAUGCAGAGUUAGAAGGACGGCACUUGGAUCUCCAGCAGGAGAAGAACAAGGUUCUUAAUGAAGUAAUCAAGGUACAGGAAUUGUUAAGGCUCGAGAGAGAGAAGAGCAAAGAACUCACCCACUCAGAGAAGACUCAGUUCAGUGCUAUAAAGAAGCAGAUAGCCCUACUGCUAGAUGAUGGACGCCAUAAGGAGAAACAACUUCAAGAGCAGGAGCACAAGAUUAUUGAAGCUCAGACAGAGAUUUUUGUCUUGCAGCAGUGCUUAGGGGACAUGGCAGAAGCAAAUUGUGAUCUCUCAGGGGAACUGCGGAAGCAACAAGAGACACGCAAGAUUCUUGAAGACAAAUUGGCCUUCUCGUCACAAAAUAACAAGCAGCUUACUGAAGGGAUUGGUUCUGUGAUGGAAGUACUACAGUUUGAUGAGAAGUAUGGAUCUUUGGAUCUAAUGAAGCUUGACGUAGUUGUGCAGCUCGUCUUGCAUGAGAUCAAGUGCCUGCUGAAUACCAUUUCUGAUGCCCAAGAUGUGAAGCAGAACCAGAUCCUUGAGAAGUCACUUGUCGUCACGCUUCUGGAGCACUUUGGACGAGAGGUGGCAGACUUGAGGUCAGAAAGGAGUGUUCUGAGGCAAGAGUGGCAAGCAAAGAGCGAGGAGUUGCUACAGCUCCAGAGUGAAAGGCAUGACCUCCUAAAGAUCAGCUGCGAGUUAAGGAAGGACAUGGAGGCCCGUAAUCGCAAAGUGGAUGAGAUGAAAUCUGAGGCAAAGUUCCUGGUUCGACAACUCUCAGAGCUUCAAGAGUCACGCCAGUCAUUGCAAGCUGAGAUUAUUAAGCUGAUAGAAGAGAAUUCCUCACUCGCAGGCAAACUUUAUGACUCAAGGGAGAAAGAGAAGUCGUUUGAAGAUGAUUUCAGUACUCUAAUUGGUGAAGCAGUCAGGACAGAUAUCCUUGGUGUCAUUUUCAGAAGCCUUCAUGAUGAGAGGACAUCAGAAUUGCAGUCUUUGCAUGAUGAUUUCGGGUCUCUGCAUGCAGCAGGCAAUGAGCUUUAUCAGGAAAUCAGACUGAUGAACAAGAAGCUUGGAGAUCUACAACUCGAGAACAACUACCUUGAGAAGGAGCUCAGUAGAACUAUAAGCAUUUGUGAUGGAUCUAGUCCAGAAAAUGGUUCCGGAAGAAGGCGUACUAUGCGAAGAGAUACCAAGCUAUUGAAAUCUGGCAGGAAGAGCCAAGAGAGUAUGGCGGGCAUAGAACACCGCAAAGAAGUGGACAGUGCUGGUCUUGAGAAAUCAAACGAAAUGUUAAGGGAAGAGCUUCAGAAGCUAAAGAGUGAAGUGCGGGUGCUUAAAAACAACGAACAGCCAGUGAUUGAUGUCAAGUCUUGCGAUGCAGAGAUCACGAAACUGCUGGCAAACAUGCAAAUUGCCACUGCCAAUGCAGCUCUCUUCAAGGAGAAGGUUCUUGAGCUCAUUGUAACAUGCGAGAGUUGCGAGAUAAGUGAAAUAGUACAGAAGGAGGUGUUGAAGGAGGAGAUCACUCGGAGGAAUUCUUAUGUGGAUGCGCUGAAGGACAAGCUAAAUGCUGUCGAGAUCGAGAACAGAAGGCUGAAGGUCGACCUGAACGGUGACUUCACAGUGCUAGACGCAUUGCAAACUGAAGUCAAUGCCUUAGAGAGACAAACCCUGUCACUGGCCAAGGAUUGCUUACCGUCAAACAAACUCAGGAAGGAGGAAUUCCAAUUGUCACCUCAGCUCUCAAAGAUUGCUGUGAAACCAAGUGAUGACCAAAACUCAACUAAGCUGGUGAAAGACAUGGAGCUGCAGAAGUUGCAUGGAACCAUCAAAGCGCUCCAGAAGGUGGUUACGGAUACUGGAGUUGUUCUCGAGCAAGAAAGGCUUGAUUUCAGCAGCAAUCUCCAGGACGCCAGGAAGCAGAUCGAAAUGCUCAAGCUCAAGGAGGUCUUGGACAGCGACACAAGCGAUGCGAACUACGAGCGAAUGUUGAAGGACAUUCAGCUUGACCUCGUCCAGACGCCUAGCCGUAGAGCCAUCGGUUCGCACCGCCAGAAGAAGAAAAUCGCAUCGCAGCCUGACGAAAAGAUGCUAGCGUUGUGGAGCGUGGUCAGAACGAGCAGCGGCAGCGGCAGGUAUGAUGAUCUGCGACCGCCGCAGAGCGAGGCAUCAUCGGAGAAGGACAAGGGCAAACGAUCAUCCUCUGAGCUGAUGCUCGUGAAGGAUCUCGGUGUCGACAAGCAAGAGAUACCGAGGUCUGUGGUCACCACGGAACCGCACCGUGAGUGGAAGAAGAAGGUCAUUGAGAGGCUGUCGUCGGACGCUCAGAGGCUCAGGGAUCUCCAGUCCAUCCUCCAAGAGCUGAGAGCAAGCGUGGAAGCAUCAGGGGAGGCCGAGCUGGAGAGCGUCAGGGCGCAGAUGGUCGAAUCCGAGGCCGCCAUCUCGCAGCUGAUCGACACCAACGGGAAGCUCCUGAAGAAGGCCGAGGAGUUCACCUCGGUGGACGGGCUCGACGGCGAGAAUGUGGACCUCCGGAGCAGGAGCCAGCGCAAGAUCCUGGAGCGGGUGAGGAAGAUGUCUGAGAAAGUCGGCCGGCUGGAGCUGGAGAUGCAGAAGUUCCAGCAGGUCCUGCUGAAGCACGAAGAGGAGCGUGCCAGCCGGCGAGCCUCGAAGACGAUGCAAGGCCACCAGCAGCGGCGGUCGAGGGUGCAGCUGGUGGAGUACCUCUACGGGAAGCGGCGGGGCGACGCCGCCAGCCAACGUCGGACGAAGCGCGGACCCUCCUGCUGCAUGAGGGCCAAGGCCAUGGACGACUGAUCAAGAUUACCCUUUUACCCAGUUUUUAAUCUUCAGACAAGAAUUUGCAGUUCAAACUUUUCUCCUGCUGUUUUAUGCUGCUCUAGGUAAAUAAUUGUAAGUUGGACCGGUCGAUCUUAAUCCUAGUUUGUUCUUCUCAAGUAUAAGCAUGUAAAUGGUAGUCGUUCGUUAUGCCAGCGGCAAAACUGUUAAAUUUCCGUAGUAAAAAAGUUUGGCUCCUUUGAAAA